AUGCUGCCACGCGAUUCGAAAUGGGGGGAACUCAUCAAACAAGGACGCGUACAAUUAACGCCUUUGAUGAUACCAAAAUCUCAUGAUUUUGACGUCAAAGACUCCCAAUUCUUCAGCAAAUUCACCAAGCUGCCCUCACAGAAGAAGUUCGCUCGCAGGCCAAAUCCCAACAUCUCGCAGGAGAUCUGGGGCUGUUUGUCAAAUGAGGAAGUGCUGCGAGAAUUUCAGAGGGUCAGUGUCUCUAUGCUCUCGGCCAGCUCCUCAAAGAUCAUAUCCCAGUUCCGGAGAUAUACGGGUAGCGGGAGGAGGGUGUUUCGAUCUGUUGUGAGCUCCGGACAAUCUACAACAGCCUUCGCAACCUUGAACAGAAGCCAGCAGAAUCAUUCAUAG
Molecule: messenger RNA, 390 nt
Organism: Penicillium paradoxum
Lineage: Eukaryota; Fungi; Ascomycota; Eurotiomycetes; Eurotiales; Aspergillaceae
Exons: 2
Coding region: 1-390 (129 amino acids)
Source: RefSeq, a predicted model, not a curated record